AUGUCCUAUUUUCAGAUUCUCGGUGACUGUUACUACUGUGUUAGUGGCUUACCGGACGUAAACCAUCAUCAUGCCGCAUGUACCGUCGAAAUGGGACUCGAUAUGAUCGAAACUAUUAAACUGGUCAGAGAUAUGACACGAGUCAAUGUGAACAUGCGAGUCGGCAUUCAUUCUGGUCGAGCUCACUGCGGUGUGUUGGGGCUGAAGAAGUGGCAGUUCGAUGUGUGGAGCGAUGACGUCACUUUGGCAAAUCAUAUGGAAAGUGGUGGUCUGCCUGGGCGUGUUCACAUCACUCAAGCCACACUGGACUCACUGAGCGGUGAGUACGUCGUCGAAGAGGGUAACGGAGCUGAACGAUCAAAAUACCUUGCCGAACACAAUGUGCACACUUACCUGGUCGUCAAAGCCAAAAAUAGCCAAGGAUCUACACGACCGGCCGCGAGACUGCAAAUGAACAAGGAGCUUCGCCUGACUGGACACGCCUCAGCACUACAAAGGGGCCAGAGCCUCAGGCAAGCGGUUAAGCCAACAAAACCGUUGAGGGACGACGUCGAAUCGCAUCUGAAGCAGGGAAUUCAGGCCAUUAACAAGGAGAGCUGGCGACAAACUCACUGCCAUCGGAUCACUUUGAAAUUCAAGGAGAGCAACGUUGAAAAGAAGGUUUUCGUUUUUUCACGUUUUUUUCAUUUGUAUAAAAAUUAG
Cooperia oncophora is the source of this 702-nucleotide messenger RNA. Lineage: Eukaryota; Metazoa; Nematoda; Chromadorea; Rhabditida; Trichostrongylidae. The record is from the annotation of a GenBank genome assembly.